This is a messenger RNA of Exophiala oligosperma, 1181 nucleotides long. RefSeq lists its product as uncharacterized. The coding region runs from base 303 to 1121 and encodes 272 amino acids. The record is from RefSeq and is a predicted model, not a curated record. The transcript has 2 exons. NCBI's taxonomy places the organism in Eukaryota, Fungi, Ascomycota, Eurotiomycetes, Chaetothyriales, Herpotrichiellaceae.
CUUCAUUUGACUGACCCACGACUACCGAUCAACGGGUAUAUAAAAGGAAAGGCACUGCCCAGACCUGAAAGAUUGUUGCACAGUAGGUACAUUUUCAUCUUUCAUCACUUCCCUUUCAACCUUGUGGUGAUCUUGAACCUUUUUUCGAGCUACAUCGACCGACACCUUUACUUCGGAUUCAUUGGUUACUACAGUACUUGGUACUCUUUGCGUACUUCGUGCUUCCAAAGUACACCACACGAGUUCGUUACUCUGUACAAGAUACACAACGACACAUAUUGUACUCGGCACAGGCAAAUAGAAUGGCGGAUCAUCAUCACCAUCACCACCACCACGACCAUGGCCAUUCUCAUGGAACAGAAGACGCCGCAGCCUUUACAGAAGUAAACAGACAACAUUGGAAUAAAAUGGCGACGUCAUACACGGCCGAAGAAUGGCAACGUGACCUGAUCAACAAAAUCACUUCUUUCAUUCAAUCAAACAUUUCAUUCAUUGGCGUUUCGUUCCUGGACCCUUCGGCGGCCUUUGAAAAGAAGUCGGAACCCCAAAAAAGUGUCCGGGUGUUGGAUUACGCAUGUGGUCCCGGUACCAUCACCGCAAUCCUGGCGGGUCGAGCCACCGAAUUCGUCGGGGUCGACCUAUCCGAAAACAUGGUACAAGCUUACAAUUCACGGUUCACCUCUGAAAAGGGUGGCGAAACAGCAGACGACGAAAAGAUCAACGCUCACGCCGUAGUGGGUAAUUUGAUAUCGACCGGCGCCGAGGCGGACGCGCUCGAUGGGCCCAACUUUCGUGACUUUGACCUGGCCGUCGUAGGCAUGGGUUUUCACCAUUUCACAGACAUUCGAUUGGCGACUCGACGAUUGGUGGAGAGACUCAAACCCGGUGGUGUUUUUAUGAUUGUGGACUUUGUCACCCACGCGAUGGAGGCAGAGGUGCACCCCGACCUGAAAGACGCCGUCAACACCAUCAGUCAUCACGGGUUCGGGGAGGAAGAGUUGCGGAAAGUCUUUGCAGAGGCGGGAUUGACGGAUUUCGCCUUGGUCAGGAUGGGUGAAGAAGUCACGUUGAGGGGAACAUCAAAGAGGGAACCGUUCAUGGCCAGGGGAACAAAGAUUUAGUUUGGUGGGAGGCACGAGUACUCAUCAAGCAAGCAAGCAAGCAAGCAAGCAAGCAACAAA